UUUUUCUCCUGCUGGUGGGUUUUACGCUGACAAGGUGGUUCCUGGAGAGUUAAAAAUUACUCGGAAUUGACUGAAAGUUUGGAUCUCUCUGAAAAUUAACACGGAAAGUCCCCACUGGUGCCAGCCACGAUGCUGAGGCUUCUGCUGAGCGCGUUCUUCCCCUGCCUGAGUUUAGCUGCCCCGUCUCAUAUUAACAAGCUCGCCCUCUUUCCGGAUAAGAACGCCUGGUGCGAGGCCAAGAACAUCACCCAGAUUAUCGGCCACGAAGGAUGCAAUUCUAAAUCCAUCCAAAACAGAGCCUGCAUGGGGCAGUGCUUCAGCUACAGCGUCCCCAACACGCUGCCGCAGUCCACGGAGUCCCUGGUGCAUUGUGAUUCCUGCAUGCCCUCUAACAUCCAGUGGGAAAUUGUUUCGCUGGACUGUCCCCACAAUCCCAUUCCUCGGGUGGAGAAGCUGGUGGAAAAAAUCUUGCACUGCAACUGCCAGGCCUGUGGGGACCAGACCCCCUACCUGAAGGGCGAAGUCAGCAACCAUCCCGACGACGUCCCCAACUUUCCCUACCUCCCCCACUUCCCUGAGGGCCAGGCUCCCGAGCCCCAUCCCCACCCUCAUGAGGCCACUCAGGACUGA
Molecule: messenger RNA, 630 nt
Organism: Protobothrops mucrosquamatus (brown spotted pit viper)
Lineage: Eukaryota; Metazoa; Chordata; Lepidosauria; Squamata; Viperidae
Gene: NBL1
Product: NBL1, DAN family BMP antagonist
Exons: 4
Coding region: 130-630 (166 amino acids)
Biological process (GO): animal organ morphogenesis
Molecular function (GO): BMP binding; receptor ligand activity
Source: RefSeq, a predicted model, not a curated record